AAGUAACAAGGUCUGACAUAUAAAACAAACCCUUCUAAACUUUUCUAAAGCUGACAUUUCAGUUAACGAACCUCCAACUCACUGAGAAUGAAAACAGAAGCGUUCAUCUGUGUUCUGUGUGCCUGUUUGGUAACACUUGAAGCACGUAAUAAGAGAUCAGACGAGAACACGAAGGAUUUGAACAAAUUCACAUUUUUAUCAUAUGGCCCCGCAAAGACAACAAAUACACCAAAGAUUUUUAACCCUUUUACAUUUUUAUCACAUGGACCCACAAAGACAACAGAGCAAGGCCCUGAAGCAAACCCUGUUAAUGGAAGUAUAUAUGGGCAGAUGACUAACCACACAUCGUUUAAUAAAACUGAAGUAAGUAUUUUGGAGAGGAUCAUUUGGCCAAAUCUUGCAGAGGACGAAUGGCUACAAGACAACACACAAAACUAAGACAUAGCUCAAGGGUUAAAAAAAAGACAAGUUACUUAAAUGAUAAGUGAUGAAAACUGGAAAACAACCUGUUAAACAGUCAACCCCGAUGAGAUGACACUCUAAUGUUUGUUAAAUAAAUUACCAUUGUAUUAUAGAAUAUCAAAAAUGCAACAACACAUGAAAAAAGAUGAACUCACAAUUUUUUUAUAAAAGAAAGAACAUAUAUAAACAACCUUGUCCCGCAGGUACAAGAAAAUAUACCUGUGUAAAUGUACAAGAAAAAAGAAAUUCAACUCAUAACCGUAAAGACUGCAAUACAUGUUGAAUGAUAAAACAUUGAGUGUAAGCUAUUAUUAUAGUACAGUAUAAAUGGUUUAAUUAAAUAGCAUUUUUUUUAGCAUAUGUAUGCUUAUCAAAUGUAUAAUUUUCAUUAUUUGGUGAUAAUGUCAAAAAUAAUUUAAUUAAACUGUCCACGGAGUAAGUUAUUCCAGGGUUGAUAAAACUGAUAUUUUGAUCAAACUCUGUUAAUCUACUUUUAUUUGUUCUUGAAUAACAUAAUCUGAAAAAUACAGCCAACAAGACUACAAAACUACCAAUGUGAAAUGCCAAAAGAAUCUGAUUUAUAAUCUCUCAGUUAGAGAUUUAGACCCUAAGGCUAGAUGUUAGAGAAAUCACAAAACCAAUAGCCUGUUGAUAAAUUAAUUUUACAGCAUAUUCAAUAUAUGCCUAUUGCUUCUCACAUUCCUGUGUUUGUAUUUUUUGUCAAAUUAAUUGAUAUAUUGUCCAAAAUUAUAUUCCAUAUAUGAUUAGUCGAAAAAGGAUUUGCACCUGUAUGCUCUGUACAGUCAUGGUUAAGAUGGGAUAACCAGACCAAUCCAGCAGAUAUAUUUCAGGGAUUAAUUUAACAUGCCCCUAAUCUAAUUUGACCUGAGACAGAGGAGACUAACAAUUGCCUGACUAGUCCAUGAAUACAUUUUUAUAUUUAUAUAUAUUAUUUAUGUUUAUUUAACUUUAUUAGGAUAAAAAUUUUAGAUUUUAUAUAUUACAGUUAAUGUUUUGUAGGAUUGUGACAAAUAAGCGAUGUGUUGGUUGACCGCUGCAAGAACUGCAGCAAACACUAGACCACAACCUGCCCCUCAGGCCCUGCAUGGCCUGUCAUUCAGGCACACACACACAGAAAGAGAAAGGAGAGAGAAGAAAGAGAGAGUGAUAGGAGAAAUAGAGGGGGCUCCUGGAAGAGGUAGUGACGUAUUCCCAGGCCACAGAAUCUCCGCACCUCUCAGCAGCAUAUAAUGAGCUUAACCACACGGCCUCAGUGCAAAGGGGUCAAUCACUCGGAUUAUCACACUCGACUUUGACAUCACAAUCCUCCGCGCCUCUCUGUUUUUUCUAUUCUUUUUUGGAUACCUGCAAUUUUUAUUUUACUUUCUAAGAUUUUUAUCCUUGUUGUAUGACAACUGAUAUAUUAAAUUUUGGUCACAGGGUCAGACAGGAAAGUGAGCUCAAAUAUGGACUGUAGUUUACUCCAGCUAAAACGAAGGGUGUAUAAGCGUUGUUGACUCUGAAGGCAGACGCUAACUUUUGGAACAAGUAUUCACCCUUGUUACCUUAGAAAACAACCCAAUGCCACUGUCCAACAACAAGGUCGCUGAUGAUGGAACUUCAGCACAGCCACUGCAAGAGGGAAAAGCAAUGGUGGACUCCCUAAUCAAGGUGGUGGCAUGUUAUCGGCACUUAGCCUCCUGUGUUGGCGGAUGCAUGGACAACUCCAGCCUACGACGUGAUCUUCGGCAAACACGAGAGCGAGCCCAGACACUAGCGCUGUCCUGCCGAAACCACCUGACAGCUCGACUAAGGGAUAAAACGUUACCAGAGACUGAAAGGAAGGAAACUGAGCUGCUGUGGGUAGCGUUCUCCUCAUGUCUGGAGCUCCUACAUGCAGACAUGUGCAAGGUUUUCACCAUGGUCAAGCACUUUUCCCUGGCCAAUAACAGUACCAUGGUGCAAACAGGCAUACAGGGGGGGACAACAGAGGUGGCGGCACGGGCCUUGAGCCUGCCUGACCUGCAGGAGGCAGGCGACGGUACCCAGACGUCCAGCGUGGAGGGCCAGGAGCAGAGUCAGCUGGAGCAAGAGAUCGCACAGGUGGACCGCACACUGGAAGACAUGGAGCUGAAAGUCAAUGUGCUGCGCUGGACUGUGGAGGCACUGGGUCCUCAGUACGCAGACCCUGUUAGCACUGACAGUGCCUCACUAGCACUGCUGUCCAUCGAUGAAGAGGCAGCUCAAGGCUUCUGCAGUCGUAGCCAGAUGUUUGCGGCUAUGAUGCUGUGCGGUGUGGCGAUCUUUGCAGUGGUGCUAUCAGUGUGUGUGGUGCUCCUGGUCUGAAGUCUUAGCACUUGUUUUAUGUAGGCUUUUUCUUUUUCAUAGGUCUCUUUAGUUGUGAUCAGCCAAACAUCAACAGUUUGCACAGCACAAUAUUAAAAAUGAAACUGUCUGUGUGUAGUACUUACAAUUUGACAGUUCCUUACUGUUGAUCUCAACAGAGCCUGUGAGUCCUUUUUUACAUAUCAAAAAACUUUGCCCUUAAUUUUGGGUGUAUGAUCAUUUAUAGCAAAAGAAAGCACGGUGAAUUAAUUUGGGAAAUUUGGGCAAGCAGUAAAAUCUGAUUUUAUAUGUAAUUUCAGGAGGUAGCCUUCUGUUUUGAGAGGUUUUGGUGUGAGUAAACACAAGUCUUGUUUACUGCA
Molecule: messenger RNA, 3167 nt
Organism: Ctenopharyngodon idella (grass carp)
Lineage: Eukaryota; Metazoa; Chordata; Actinopteri; Cypriniformes; Xenocyprididae
Gene: rgs9bp
Product: regulator of G protein signaling 9 binding protein
Exons: 9
Coding region: 2044-2808 (254 amino acids)
Biological process (GO): G protein-coupled receptor signaling pathway
Cellular component (GO): neuron projection
Source: RefSeq, a predicted model, not a curated record